Molecule: messenger RNA, 354 nt
Organism: Suillus discolor
Lineage: Eukaryota; Fungi; Basidiomycota; Agaricomycetes; Boletales; Suillaceae
Exons: 1
Coding region: 1-354 (117 amino acids)
Molecular function (GO): protein dimerization activity; DNA binding
Source: RefSeq, a predicted model, not a curated record
AUGUUUUGGCCUUAUGACAUUUAUUUUAGGUUUCCCCUCACACAUGAUCAUCCAGCAUCUCAUUUUUGCCGGCAUGCAACUCGAAGCUGCUCUUCCCAACCACAACAUCAUUCUCCACCUCCUUCCCAACUAUAUUUGUCUACUCUCACAGGCACUCAAGUCCUUCUACUCGUCAUGUCAGAAAUGGGUCUCAUUUACACCUUUAUAACUUCAAAGCUGCAACCUCUUGUCACUCAACCAGAGGGCAAGAAUCUCAUUCAAGCAUGUCUGAAUGCUCCCCGUUGCUCUUCCCUCUGUAAUGCCAGUUGGUAUGCCUAUACAACACCCAGAAUGAGUCUCCCCUCCACCACCUAG